Rotaria sordida is the source of this 651-nucleotide messenger RNA. The record is from the annotation of a GenBank genome assembly. NCBI's taxonomy places the organism in Eukaryota, Metazoa, Rotifera, Eurotatoria, Philodinida, Philodinidae.
AUGAAUGCACGAUCACAAACAUUUGAAUUUGCUGUUGAAGGUCGACAAAUAGAUGAAGUUGUUUCUUGUAUGUUUCAUACAAUUUUAUUUCAUCGUUGUGUUGGAAAAUAUCAUACCAAUGGUGAAGAUAGUUAUUCAGUUGGAACCCUAGGUUAUACUGAUGUUGAUUGUGAUUAUAUUGAUUUUACUUAUCUUCAAGUAACCAGUCAAGAACUUCAACGUGCCGUAGCUGAAAAAAUAAAUCAAUUCCAUGAUAAACUUCGCUCAUCAGAUUCGAAUCGUAGUGGACAAAUUACACUUGAAUUUUAUCAAAAGAAAAAAUCUCGUUGGAUGUUUAAACCAGAAGAAAUUCCAUGGGAAAUAUGGACAAUUAAAAUAGAACAAAUGCAAUUAUCUAGUGAAAAUGAGCGACAAUUUAUGCGUGAAAAACUUUCUGAUUCAUUGACAGAACGGAUUUUUCAAAUAACUGAAAUAAUUAAUAAACCUGAUUAUGUACCUAAACCACCACAUUUAUCUGAAUUGGAUUUAGUUUUUGAUACAUCAUAUACUGAUAUUCAACCAUAUUUAUUUAAAAUUCACUUCAGUGAUUCACCAACGAUUGUCAAUCAUGUCAAAACAAUGAUUAAAGAAGCAUUCAAUACAUCACUUUAA